This is a messenger RNA of Melanotaenia boesemani (Boeseman's rainbowfish), 705 nucleotides long. It is a transcript of the gene tmsb2, whose product is annotated as thymosin beta 2. Gene Ontology annotation, molecular function: actin monomer binding. The coding region runs from base 162 to 299 and encodes 45 amino acids. Gene Ontology annotation, biological process: actin filament organization; regulation of cell migration. Gene Ontology annotation, cellular component: cytoplasm. Lineage: Eukaryota; Metazoa; Chordata; Actinopteri; Atheriniformes; Melanotaeniidae. The transcript has 3 exons. The record is from RefSeq and is a predicted model, not a curated record.
CUCCUUCUUAUACCCGCACCCUGGAUGCAGGAAAGCGCGCACACACCGGUGGUCUGCUUCAGCUUCCGUGUCACUCUCCUGCCUCCAUCUCUGCAUCUCUAUCCCUCCCUACACUCUCCACCAGUGGAUUUCAGCCCACAGCUGUGUGUAACAUUGCUAAAAUGUCUGACAAGCCUGACAUGACUGAGAUCGCCCGUUUCGACAAGACAAAGCUGAAGAAGACAGAGACAAAAGAAAAAAACCCGCUGCCCACCAAAGAGACCAUUGAGCAAGAAAGGAAAGGUGAUGCCACACCUUGACUUCAGCACACGAAGAGAAGGAGCUGAGAUGCCGCAGCAAAAAGCACUUUCUUUUGAUUAUUACAGUAUUGAAAUCUCUUAUGUUGUCUUCAGAAAAGGGUGCUUGUGAGUUCCCUGGGGUGCUAUAAGGGUCUUUGGCAUCCUCACAUGGGGCUCUCUUACCACUCUAAAAACUUCCGCCUGGGUGCCUGCCUUGUACUGUUAGCCUAUAGCUAACAUGUCUCCAAUAUUGCCAAACUGGGGAGUGGUAUAGUGAUGUAGCACAGAUAGGCAGGCAUCCAGGCUUGGGGUAGGUGGGAGUUGUCUACAGACAUGGGAUCAAUCAAAGUCAACACAUGUGGGAUGCUUUUCUUAUUAAACUUUUUACGUUUCUUUAAGAAAUAAAAAUGAAGACAUGGGAAACAUU